Molecule: messenger RNA, 426 nt
Organism: Orycteropus afer afer
Lineage: Eukaryota; Metazoa; Chordata; Mammalia; Tubulidentata; Orycteropodidae
Gene: NDUFA11
Product: NADH:ubiquinone oxidoreductase subunit A11
Exons: 4
Coding region: 1-426 (141 amino acids)
Biological process (GO): mitochondrial respiratory chain complex I assembly
Source: RefSeq, a predicted model, not a curated record
AUGGCGCGGCUUUUGCUUCAGCGGUACUGGGACAUCCCUGAGGGCACCGAGUGCCACCGCAAAGCUUACGCCAGCACCAGUAUCGGCGGCACCACUGGCCUGGUGGCCUCCGCCUACAGCCUCGCGCUCAACCCCCCGGACUCCUUCUUCGAAGGGGUGGCGAGAGCAGGACGGUACACGUUCACCGCAGCUGCCAUUGGUGCUAUGUUCGGCCUCACCUCCUGCGUCAGUGCCCAGAUCCGGGAGAAGCCUGAUGACCCCCUGAACUACUUCAUCGGAGGCUGUGCGGGAGGCCUGACCCUGGGGGCACGUAUGCACAGCUACGGAGUGGGGGCUGCCUCCUGCGUCUACAUGGGAACCUUCGCUGCUCUAGUCAAGAUGGGCCAGCUGGAGGGCUGGAAAGUGUUUGGGGAGCCCAAGGUGUGA